Messenger RNA from Aspergillus niger, 1716 nucleotides. RefSeq lists its product as hypothetical. The record is from RefSeq and is a predicted model, not a curated record. NCBI's taxonomy places the organism in Eukaryota, Fungi, Ascomycota, Eurotiomycetes, Eurotiales, Aspergillaceae. The transcript is spliced from 2 exons. The coding region runs from base 1 to 1716 and encodes 571 amino acids.
AUGAUGAGAGAUGCAGUAAGCUUGGAUGUAUGGCGUCUUGUACUUGAGCUGUGCACCACUCAGGAUUUGUGCCAGCUCUGCUUGGUCGACAAGGUCUUUAACUCCAUUGCGACACCUCUUUUGUAUCGAUCUAUCUCCCUGGUGGCUUAUAAGGAUCCUUCUGAACGCCGCCACUUGUCAACAUCUACAGAAGCGAAAACGGAACCGGAAUUGCCGAGAGGUCCUUGGCUUCUACUAUCUCGACUGGAAGACGACGCAAAUGACACCUUACGAGCCUGGGUACAGGACAUUAACGUUUCGAGUCCCUCCUUUGCUUGGGUAGACGCGAAAUUCCUAAAACGCCUCCAGAUCAAUGAUUGCUUGGCUGCACUGGUUGCCCGUCUGCCAAACCUUCGAAGGAUCACCAUAGGCUUUCCCAGUAUUCAAUCGACAACUUUGAUUCGUACCAUUUGUGAACAUAGUAGGAAGCCAGAACUUCUCCUACUGGAUCAGAAAAGCGAGGAUAAAAUCUCCAGCCUGGCGGAGCAGGUUUUACCCUGUGUCACGACUCUCUCUGCCUCUGUGGACCCAAGCUAUGACCAGAACGGGCCAAAUCGGCAGAUUCUCACGUUGCAAAAGUUGUUUUUCAAAUGCCCACACCUACGGUCAUUCUCGCUUUCUGUCGUAAAACAAUAUGGUGGUUGUGUUAUAAGGAUGCCUCGGCAUCCUGUCAUAUGGAGCUUUCAGCUUACAGGCGAAGAAACUUUCCCGCCACUUGAGCAUCUCUCCCUCGACGGAUACUGGUUGGACGACAAGCAGUGGAAAUAUUGGCGUGAUGGGCUUCAGUGGGACAAGUUGGUAUCACUCGCUGUAGGACCGCAGCGUUGCGCUGGCCUGUUCCAAAUGUUAGCCGGGCAUGCUACGUCACUGAAAAGUCUUAAUGUGUGUAGCUGGCAAGGCGAGGGCAAGUAUGAGCGAGAGGGACUUAUCGAACUCCUUUCGUCCUUUGAUUCUCUGGAAACUCUGGUUUUGAAAGGGAUCAUGUGCCCAGUUGAGGCAAUUGCUCGUCAUAGUAACCUAUCUACUCUGUGCCUGCACGAAGAAGAAUCUGCCUCCACGGCGCAUCCGCGACAAGUCCUAACUGCGGAGGAGCUCAGCCACCUCGAUGUUAGCUGUCCCAAACUGAAGUCACUGCAGGUGGGAGUCAAGAGAGAGAACGAUCAAUGGCCCAACGACGUCUUCGACAAACUAGCAACCGGUUUCCACAAUCUCAGGAGCCUAUCUAUGCACUUUGAAUUAGGUCUCCUCGACAUACAAAACCCCAUCAAGCCUGUUAUAAACUAUGCCUCCGUGAGAAGCAUCGGCCAGCAUUUCUUCGACCGUAGAAGGCAGGCGGGCAUUGAAGUAUCCGACUCAUUCAUAUUGACCGUCUGGACAGGCAAAUACUUCCGACGCUUCCCGCAGUGGCCACCAAGCUACGCCAGUUUCGAGAAGAAAUUUUCAGCGACUUACCAGAUAUGCUUGCCGAGUGAUUCCUCCGGUGAGGUCAGAGUCCGCCAUUUGGAGAAAGAGCAAUUGGACCUGCUCGAGAAGAAGAUCAACGUCCAUCCGUACGAGAGAACACGUCUUGCUCAACAGGUUGCCGCAGCCGUGGAAGGCCCAAAAAUUGAGAAUGACGAGGGACAAAGAAAUCCAUUUUCUGGUAAAGCUCAUCGUAGAAUCGGAGGUACUGCCUAG